AUCAAAAUCCUCAAAGAAUUCGUUCUCUCUCUUUCUCCCCUCCCCUCUCUCCCUCCAAACCAAAAUAGUUCCGACUUCCCAAGCUGCCAUGGAUUCAAACCAAGUUUCGUCCCAGAAUUGCUUCCAAGUACCCAACCAAGAAACCCAUUUCAUCUCAUCACCAGAUUCGUCCGAAUUCUUUCUCUUUAUAUGGGCUCUGAAUCAUUCCUCCAUUGUUGGUUUGGACUCAGAGUGGAAGCCCUCUCAGACCCAAAACUCUCACAAUUUUCCCAAGCUUUCUAUCCUCCAAAUCGCCUGCAAACUCACCAGUUUUAGUGAGUUUCCUCUCGAGGAUGAUAAUUCGAGAGAAACCGACAAAAGCAAUUGCCUUGUCUUCAUAUUGGAUCUGUUUUCUCUCCCCCCUUCUUCAAUAUGGAAGCCAUUAAGGGAUUUGUUUAUCUCUCCAAAUGUUUUAAAAUUGGGUUUCAAAUUCAAGCAGGAUUUGAUAUACCUGUCUUCUUCUCUCACCUCACAGGGAUCCGAAUACUGGUUUGAUAAGGUGGAACCCUAUAUGGAUAUUGCAAAUAUAUAUCAUCUUCUACGAAAGAAUCAUGGAGGAAAAGUUCGGGCAAAAGAAAGCAAAAGUUUAGCAACCAUAUGUGAAGAUUUGCUUGGUGUUCAUCUUUCUAAGGAGCUGCAGUGUAGUGAUUGGGCAUGUCGACCUCUUGGCGAAGAUCAAAUUUCGUAUGCUGCUGCCGAUGCACAAUGCUUGCUGGAAAUAUUCAAUAUGUUUCAGAGCAAACUUCGCUAUGAAGGUUUGAUCUGCUUAGAGUCGCACCCUUCGACUUCCAUACGUGGGUUGAAAGAAAUCCUCAUUAAGAAGGAUCUAGGCCAGAACGUUUUAAUGCAUCCAUUCUGCCAAGCUGUGGAUAUGAUUAAAUCGAUUUAUCUACAACCAGUAGUUCAAAGUGUAAUGGCCACGAAUUCCUUUUCUCUCCAUUGCAAUACUCCUGUCUCCUCUGAUUCUUUAUCAGAAAUUGUUAAAAGAUAUGGAGAGACAAUUUCGUUAAAAGUAUGUGAUCGAUUUCCUAAGCCCUCUGGAAGGAAAGCAAGAAGAAGACGAGGGGUUAAAAAAUGUGAAGAAGAAUGGAUGGAAAAUUUUUGUGAUUGGCAGGGUCCUGCACCAUGGGAUUCAUCAGCUGGGAAUGAUGGCUGCCCUAAAUUCUUGUGUGAUGUAAUGGUGGAAGGCUUAGCAAAACAGCUAAGAUCUGUUGGGAUAGAUGCUGCAGUUCCAUUCUCAAAGAGACCAGAACCAAGGCAACUAAUAGACCAAGCAAUCAAGGAAAAGAGGGUUUUACUCACACGUGACACCAAGUUGUUGAGGCGCCAAUAUUUAUCCAGGAACCAAAUGUACAGAGUCAAGAAUCUUGCUAAAGAUGACCAACUUCUCGAGGUGAUUGAGGCUUUUGAUUUGAAGAUAAGUGAGGAUCAGCUGCUGUCAAGAUGUAUCAAAUGCAAUGGAAGGUUCAUCCCUAGGCCUUUGACAGGUUCAGAAGCAGUUGCAGCUGCGAAAGGAAUGCAAGCGAUCCCAGAGUGCUUGCUCCUUCAGCAGGAUUACGAAUUUUGGCAGUGCGCAGACUGCAAUCAAAUUUAUUGGGAGGGAGUUCAGUACCAUAAUGCAAUGCAGAAGUUUAUAACCAUCUGCAAGCUCAAUGAAUGACUGUAAAUUCCCCCUGUUUCCUAUUUUCAUUUUCUGUAAAUUUUAUUAUCAUUUUUGGUGAUGGUUUCUGUAAUCAUUUUCAUGUUGAGCUGAAAUAAAAGAAAUCGAGAAAACCCUAAACCUAAAGUUUCUCAAUUAACUACAAAUCUAGGGAAAAAAGAGCGGUGGGGGUCAACCCUCCAAGUCCUAGUGUUUUAGAGCUCUUAUUCACUUUUUAUUUUUUCCUUGGAUAUUGAGCUUGGUCCUUAUUUCUUAAAGACAGAGAACUUCACCCUAAAGGAAGAAGUUUGAUUCAUUAAAAUCCAAGUGUAUGAGAAUGGGAACAUCCACUGUUGAUUAUCAACAAGAAGCCCCCUGAGGGGAUUGAUCAGUUUUUUGAGAUUACCACUCACCCAGGCGUGAUAAAUCUCCACCAUCCAUAAUGAGGUGGCUGUCUACAUGGGUACCAUAUACCAUACAAUAGUGUGGUGUAGUAUACUGUCUCAAAGUGCAAAUAUGAUAUCAUUUAUAAGA
Molecule: messenger RNA, 2212 nt
Organism: Amborella trichopoda
Lineage: Eukaryota; Viridiplantae; Streptophyta; Magnoliopsida; Amborellales; Amborellaceae
Product: 3'-5' exonuclease domain-containing protein
Biological process (GO): nucleobase-containing compound metabolic process
Molecular function (GO): nucleic acid binding; 3'-5' exonuclease activity
Source: RefSeq, a predicted model, not a curated record